This is a messenger RNA of Meleagris gallopavo (turkey), 1995 nucleotides long. The record is from RefSeq and is a predicted model, not a curated record. NCBI's taxonomy places the organism in Eukaryota, Metazoa, Chordata, Aves, Galliformes, Phasianidae.
UCUUCUCUUUAUUUUCUCCCCCCUCUCCCCAGGUAUGGCUUCGUUGAGUUCGAUGACCUGCGAGAUGCAGAUGAUGCUGUUUAUGAGCUAAAUGGUAAAGAUCUUUGUGGGGAAAGAGUGAUCGUGGAGCAUGCCAGAGGCCCACGUCGUGACAGCAGUUAUGGUUCUGGACGCAGUGGAUAUGGUUAUAGAAGAAGCGGAAGAGAUAAGUACGGUCCUCCAACCCGUACAGAAUACAGAUUGAUUGUGGAAAAUUUGUCAAGCCGCUGCAGUUGGCAAGAUCUUAAGGAUUAUAUGCGUCAGGCAGGGGAAGUGACAUAUGCAGAUGCACACAAAGGAAGGAAAAAUGAAGGUGUGAUUGAGUUCAAAUCCUAUUCUGACAUGAAAAGAGCCCUUGAAAAGCUGGACGGGACAGAAGUAAAUGGCAGAAAGAUUAGAUUAGUGGAAGACAGACCUGGAUCAAGACGGCGCCGCUCUUACUCCAGAAGCCGAAGCCAUUCAAGGUCUCGCUCUCGAAGCAGGCAUUCUCAUAAGAGCCGGAGCCGCAGUGCCAGCAGCAGUCGCUCCAAGAGUAGAUCAAGAUCCAGGUCUGUGUCCCGUUCCAGAAGCAAGAGCCGUAGUCGAAGCAAGAGCCGUAGCAGAGGCCAAAAAGAGAAAAGCAGGACUCCAAGUAAAGAGGAUAAAAGUAGGAGCCGCAGCAGGAGUGCAGAGAAAUCGCGGAACAAAAGUAAAGAUAAAUCUGAGGGUACUCUCCAUAACAGUGAUGAGAAAGAAAAGAGCAGGAGCCGCAGCAAGGAAAAGAGCAGGAGCAGGAGUGGAAGCAAGGACAGGGGAGAGACAAGGGAGAGUUUGAGGAGUAGAAGCAAAGAUAGGGAAAAGAGCAUUAGCAAAGCUAGAAGUAGGAGCAAGAGCAGGAAUGAGAGCAGGAGCAGGAGCCACAGUAAGGAGAAAAGGAAAAAUAGGAAGAGAAGCAGGGAUGACAGCAGAAGUAGAAGCAGGAGCUGCAGCAAGAGUGAGAAAAGCAAGAGGCGCAGCAAGCGAGAUAGCAAACCAAGCAGCAAGAAAAGGAAGGACAGCCGUGAGCAGUCCCGAUCAGUCUCCAGAGAAAAGGAACAUCUAAAAUCAGAGUCUGACAAAAAGGAGACAAAAGGUGAGGGUGAGGAUGCAGCUGCCCACGUGGUGUCUCGCUCUAGGUCUAGGUCUAUUUCCAAGUCAAAACCAAAUGUCAAAUCAGAUUCCCGUUCCAGGUCAAAAUCUGUUUCAAAACCGAGGUCCCGGUCCAAGUCUAGGUCUAGGUCUGCCUCUAGGUCACACUCCCGAUCGCGGUCAAGGUCUCGCUCCAGAUCCUAACCUUGCUGCAACCAUACUUGGAACAGUCAGAGAAGUCUUUUGUACGUGUUUGGUAGUUGUAGCACAAGUGAUUGAAGUAGAAAACAUGUCAAUGCUGUAUAUUUUUAACUGCCCUGAUGGUGUGUCUAUCAUUGUUAGUGGCAGUACUCACUCCCUGUAAUGCUCUCUGGUGCAAGGCUGUUCAGCUCUUUUACUCUUCUAUAGAAAGGUUCUCUUAGAAUACAGUUCUUCCUAGAUCACUGAAAUGGCCCUGUUUUCCAGGAAGAGCUUUGCAGAGAGUGAGUACUGCACCGUAGUGGGUUUAUGAGAUUGCAGUGAUGACUGAUAGGUAGGUAUGAUGGCUUCAACAAUCUUUGCCCUUGAAUUGAUGCCCUUUGCUGUAUGCCAUUUAGUGGAAGUGCUAAGUCUUAAGUUUCAUACUACUUCUGUUUCAUAUUUUUGGACUUACAGAGUUGUGAAUAGCACAGUCAAAAGGGGAUAAAAAGGUACUUGCAGUAAUCUGUGGGAAAAUAGAGUUCCAUAUUCUGGUAUUGUGACAAUAUCCUUGUUUUAUAUUAAUUUUUUAUUUAUUUUUCCCCGUCUUGCAAAGUACAGUGAUCCCUGUUUCCAUGAGAUUUGAAUAAAGACUAUUUUUGCUUGAUGACA